CUUUUGAUUUACAGUUGAAAACAUAUUUUAUUUUGUUACAACACCACAGAUUGUAUUUUCAGUAUCAUCUCCAGGUCUGAAUACAGCUAUUAAUCUGUUGACAACAAGAAUUCUACAAAGAAGAUGUCCCAAUUCAACUGUAAAAAUAUGAAAGCACCAAAGCUUUGCCAGUAGAUGUGAUUUUGACAGCUGGACAGGGUGAAGGAGUUUCCUUGUAAAGUCUGAAGGAGUGACUCCUCUCUUUCACACUGGCCACCUGAAAUUGACUUACUGUCUAUAAUUCAAAGCAUCAUCUAAAAUAUAUCUGUGUCAACACUGGCCAAAUAACAGAUUUCAACAUAUGCCUCAGGCAGGGUAAAUCAUAGUUAAGGACUUGAGGAUGGCCGGUCAGAUUUUAAGAAGAGUUCAUGUCACCCUUGUUCACCAUUUUGGAAACGGUCCUGUCCUUUAGUACCAAAUUCAAAAUGAUAUUAACGUCUAUGUUUACUCUUAAUUGCCCCUCUUAACUUUCAAACACACACUGUUUUUUUUUUUUCAUUUUUUGUGCAUUUACCUUACAGUGCUUAAACAUCAGUAAUUUUAUUUUAUUUUAUUUAUUUAUUUGGAUCCCCAUUAGCCACUACCUAAGAAGCAGCUACUCUUCCUGGGGUCUGCAAGAAGACAGUAAACAUUUGAUUAAAGAUGUAAAUGAUAAAAGUCCAAACAGGAGAAUUAUGCAAGAUGUUAAAAUCACAACUAAAGCAAGAAUUAUCAUGACAUUACAUUCCCAAUUACAAUAGACACCAAUAAAGGCCAAGAUAAAUGCACAAGUAAUCAAAAUGUCAUUGGCAGGUAUUGUAUGUUGUCACAGCCUAGGUGACAAGGGUCCAAUUAGAUAUUGGUAAACCUUCUUUUUAAUCACAUGUUUACUGGUUAGCCUUGUGAUGACAGAUGGAAGACUGUUCCAUAUUUUCAUACCUCUGAAACACGAGAGUACGCUGUCCAGAGUUCGUAUUAGUGAGUGGAAGUGUGAAAUAACCAUUUGACGCAUGCCUUGUGAUAACGCUGCAAAUGCUAACUUUAAAAAUUCAUGAAUCCAGCUCCCACAAUGGAGCUGGGUUUAAUAUAUUCUAUAUUUCGCCGACUGGUUUUAUCAACUAAAACUGCAAACUGGAAGCAGAGCUAACAUGGAGAUGGUAUGUGUUACAGCUGAGCUUUCAACAGCUGACAUACUUGUUAUUGUGUGUUGCAGCUCGGCUAGUGUAUGUUAUGUUUGCACACUGAAGCAGAACCGCUAGUCAUAUGGAGGUGGUGUUGAUAAGGAGCUUAAGCAAACAGAAGGCAAACAUGUUCACUCCUGCCUGGCUGAUCUUGAGGGAAGGUAUUGUUGUUGUAAACUUCAUGAACCAUGUGUACUUGUAGAUGUAGUUACAGCUGAAGAGGUUUUUUGAUUCCUGUGAUGGAUGUGAAUGAUGCUGGAUUUGUUCUUUUUUAAAAUACACCAUCUACCAGAACAAAGCCAGACACCCACACACAAAAAAAGUGAUGAAUUGUACCUUUAAAGGGCUUUGAUCUGAUCUGGGUUCAGCUCCUGCAAAGAGGAAGUCCCCCUCACUGGCUUUAUUGGGUUGUGUAAAGCAUCCGUCCAUGUCACGGGUAAAACAGGCCAGGACCACCUGAGAAGACAAGAAGCAUGUGCAUCAGCCACAUGUAUCAGUGCAUUAACCUUGUCUGCACAGCCUGACAGACAGAGGCGCCUCACCUGUCUUCAUUUGUAAAGUCACUAAAGCUUGUCGAACAGCGGUGUUAUGUGUUUAAAGUAAUGAGGUCUCUUACACCAAGCUCUCCCUGCACUUGAUUCUGCCUGCAAAAAGCCCGUGAGGCCUUUUCCCACUGAUUGUCUUGAUCGUAUUAAAAGGCCCGCCGUGUUAAAGACGAGGAAACAUGCAGAUUAUAUGUGUUGUGAGGUGCUUACAAUGCAGAGGGCAGGAUUUUGAAAAGGGGGCAUGUUUGGAUCACUGUACAAUGAAGGCAGGUGGGCUACAUUCAAAUCCUCUUAAACCUUGACCUCCUCAGAGUCUCAAGGUGUCAACAAACAAGAGAAAUUUACUGCUUUAACUUUAGAAAGUCUACCUCCAACCUGUGUGAGUCCAUUCUACUGUAUGUAUGAUGGCACAUUUUACUACAUUUAACUGUAAAGCCAAACCUUUAAGAAAUAACAUCAGUGACUCUGUGUUUUGGUGCUGCACUUAUUUCCUUCUCCUGUCCAGAAAGCAGUCAAAUAUUGUAUUUCAGUUUCUCAUACAUUGUGAUUGAUCUCAUUGAAGCUGUUUCUGGUCUUUUGGUGAAAUGAAGGACGCCGUUUUCCACCCCUGAUGACGCGCGCAGGAGUGCUCUUUUUCAUUUGCUGCCGGGGGUGAGAUUAUGGCCCCCUCCUAUUUCUGCCUGUUGUUAAAUAGCAAGGCGUGCAGCCUUUCGGGGGUAGACAGUCUUCUUACAAAGCAGAGGCAGAAAAAACAACAACACCUGUCAGAGCUCCUAAUAAAGGCGAUUAACCAAAACAGCACUUUAACAUGUACUCAAACAAAAACGAAGGACCACGUAGAGGAAGAUCGUUUGACUCCAUGAACAUCGGCUUUGAAGAGAAGCUGCUCAACAAUGAGGUAAAAAACGCAACUUUGGUUGUCUUUAGGUGUUUUCUUAUUUAAUGAGAGCGUCAGUAACGCUGGUGUUUUUUGUUGAUGGUUGAGGAGUACCACUUUUUUGACUGUGCCAAAGUGGAGUGGAAACCGGUCGGGCUCGAUUUAAUGCAUUAACUCGUACGUCAGUGCAGAUUAAUUUAAGCCGUUUGGUUAUAGUAAUUUGCGUCAAGGAGUUAAGAGGGUUAAAGUGGGAUGGGUUAAAAUUUCAUAUCAUAAAAAAUUAUUGUUACUGAUCAUCUGCAUCCUGGUUUUAUAGUAAAAUACAGACGGGAUCAAAGUUAAACCCACAGUGUGUGAUGUCUCUUUUUGGCACCUGUUGCUAAACGACACAAAGGAUGACAUCAAUUAUAAAGGAGAAAAUCAUUUACACAAUGUAUCUUAAAUAGCUCUACAUUUUAGUCCCAUAUAGCCUGUUGCUUUGUAGUCCUUGAUCGACAAUGCUCUUCUGCGCAGCAUCAGGUGUUAUACCACAAGAGACGUUCAUACUGCGCAAAAAAAUCAGCUUACUGAUUAGUCUUGAGUCGUUUCCCUCCUUAAAUUGUGACUUAUUCUCUUGACCUUUUCAUGCAACACAGCUGAACCUCCCUGACCUCCAACUGGAACUCUCUUUGGACUCUCAUCUUAACGUUAUUAACCGGAUAUGCCAAUGAUCAGAAACUUAACUAUUAACCACUCACAUAAACAACACGGAAGAAAAUUUACAUAGAAUAAAAUAGAUUUUGAACAUUUAUAUUGUUAUUCAUUUUUAAGGGUUGAUUGAAAGGAAAAUGAAAUCUCCAAGCUCAGGAAAGUAAGGUUUUUAUGGGGAGCAGCUGUGCGUAAAACCAUCCAAAAACGUGCGCGCAGAGGUGAUUAAACGCAGCCGAAUAUCUGCUCAGAUCUCAGCACGCGAGGAGCUAAUAAUAGGCUUCCCGUUCAUACAGCCUAAAUGAGAUUUUGGUAAGGCGAUUCUUUCAGACUCAGACAAGUUCAUCUUCGUUAAACCGAGACACUGACCCCGGGUAGCGUACUGAUCCACACACUCGUGCAGUCAGGGAUGCUACCGGCAAGACUUCCCCGAAAACUGGUUUCCCUCGCAGUCUACUCAGUGCUGAGAAAUGGGAAUGUGGUAGGCAGAUACUUAACUAUUUUUAAUUGAUUGUUGUGUCUCUUUUACUUCACUUUACUUAACUUUAAUUACUUCACUAAAAAAGUUCUUAAUAUUACAAAAAUGAAAAUGAAAUAAAAUCUCUAAAUCAGAUGACUGCAGCAAAACGCGAAAUCGUUGAGCUCAAUGUAAACAGAUUAGUUUCUGUGUGCUGUGGGCACAUGAUAGUAUUACUACUAAAAUCUGAAGCAGGAUUAUGGUGAUUUUCCCCUUGCGUAUGCAGCGCACACGUGAAAGCGCUGUCCGGGGUGCUGAAUUUAAAGCGGGCGUACUGUUGUGCCCACACUAUGGUGGCAUUUUUACAUGCAAAGAUUUUUUUAACCACUUUUAUCUUUGUUUUGUUCUUUUUAUGAGGCGUUCAAAUGGGGUUUUAGCUCUUGGAGUGAUCAAGUUGACACAUUAACUUGUCCUAUCUUAUGGUUCUUAAAAAUGUCGAGUACAUAAGUCUAUAUGGCUUUUGAAAUCUGGCAUUAACAUUUUUAGAAAACAGAUCGUGGGGUUGGGGCUAGAAAGUGUUUUUUACGCAUAACUUUAAGUGCAAUCUUCUCAAAUGGUUUGAUUCUUUUUUUUUUUUAGAACAAUUUAAUUGUUUUCAGUUUUUUUUUUCAACAAUAGUUUCACUUCUCAAACAUACAUUUGGAUAAAUCAAAAUUUGUUUUUUCAAAAAAGGUUGAAGAUAGUUGAAUAUCUUCCCAACCAUAGCCACAUUUAGUAAGCCAAUAGUGAUGUUUUUCUGCAGGGUAAAAUCUAGAUGUUUCAUGUCUGUUUUCAGAUAAACAAAUCAACCUUUACAAAAAUUGAAGAAAACUCAGAGAAGAAGAAUUCGUCAGAGAAAGAGAGAGCAACGAUCAUCUUUUCCCUCAAGAAUGAAGUGGGAGGACUAGUGAAGGCACUUAAACUCUUUCAAGUAAGGCUGAAGUUACUUUUGGUCAAUGUUGAAAUUUCUAUUCGGAUAUUAUUCUAUAUCUGCAAGCAGCCUCUUCAUUUGUCAAAUUGUUGAUAAAACAUAUUUGUUCCUUGCAGGAAAACCAUGUCAACCUUGUUCACAUAGAGUCCAGAAAAUCCAAGAGACGCAAUUCUGAGUUUGAAAUAUUUGUGGACUGCGACAGCAACCACGGACAACUGAAUGAAAUUAUCCAGCUGCUGCGGAAGCAUGUGAACAUAGUGGAAAUGGAACCCCCAGAUAACUCAUGUCUACCAGAGGAAGGUAGAUGAAAUCCUGCAGAUUAUGCACAACCACAGAAUUUAACAUUGAACCAAAUAAGAGAAAGUAACACUUUUUGUCUCUUCUCAGAUAUGUGCAACGUUCCCUGGUUUCCAAAGAAGAUUUCAGACUUAGACAAGUGUGCAAACCGUGUCCUCAUGUACGGCUCUGAGUUGGAUGCAGAUCAUCCGGUAUGUCCGCUCAAAUCAGUUAACUACAUAAAAUAAUGCAAGUCUUCUUUCUGAAUUUCUCUAAUGCUUUCCUGUCUUACUCUUUAACAGGGUUUCAAAGACAAUGUUUACCGCAAAAGACGAAAAUACUUUGCAGAUAUUGCCAUGUCCCACAAACAGUAAGUUUUCCUCUUGUAUUUAAAUGUUUAAUUUGCAAAUCUGUUGAGUUUUUAAUCUGAUAUUAAGAGAAUUAUUAUUUGAUGUUGCAGUGGAGAACCCAUCCCUCACAUUGAGUUCACAGAGGAGGAAGUGAAGACUUGGGGUGUCGUGUACAGGGAGCUGAACAAGUUGUACCCCACCCAUGCCUGUCGGGAGUACUUAAAGAACUUGCCCCUGCUGUCCAAAUACUGUGAUUUCCGGGAGGACAACAUCCCUCAGCUUGAAGAUGUCUCACGCUUUCUCAGAGGUACAUUAUAUGUCAAUAAAAGAUUUUUUUUUGCUGUUAAUUAAAUAAAAAGGUCUAAUUUCUCACUCAUCUCUUUGACAUCUUUUCAGAACGCACUGGAUUUACCAUCAGGCCUGUGGCCGGCUAUCUUUCUCCCCGUGACUUCCUCGCUGGUUUGGCCUUCCGUGUUUUCCACUGUACUCAGUAUGUGCGACACAGCUCGGACCCUUUAUACACCCCAGAGCCGUGAGUAAUUUACAGGAGUGCAUUCAGAAAAGUGCAACAACAUUCAAACAGAGCUGUUUGCUUUAACAUUUGGUUAUCUUUUGUUAUACAGGGACACGUGCCAUGAGCUGCUGGGUCAUGUCCCACUGCUGGCAGAGCCCAGCUUCGCCCAGUUCUCUCAGGAGAUUGGACUUGCUUCACUUGGGGCCUCAGAUGACUCAGUUCAGAAGCUGGCCACAGUAAGUGACACUGAUACAGACAUAUAUCACCAGUGCAGAUACGCCCUAAUUGGGAAAUCUUGGAUUUUUAUGAUAUUUACCUUGUGUUCCAGUGCUAUUUCUUCACGGUGGAGUUUGGCUUAUGCAAACAAGAAGGGCAGCUGCGAGCAUACGGAGCAGGACUGCUGUCAUCCAUCAGUGAGCUGAAGGUAAACAAUGGAACAUGAGCCAUGAAUGAACUUGUUAACAGAGUCUUCAUUUUAGCCUUUCAGACAAGUAAAUGCGACACAUUUUCUUUAAUACAUUUUGAUUAUCUGGUAUAUCUUGUACAUAUUUAAUGAAUUUCCCUUUGGGGAUCAAUAAAGUUCUUGUACUGUAUUGAAAAGUGCUUGUAGAGCAUUACUACAUUACACCUGUCUGUCUUUUCUCUCUCACAGCAUGCACUUUCUGGCAAUGCAAGGAUAAUGCCUUUUGACCCCAAGGUUACAUCUAAACAAGAAUGUAUAAUCACAACUUUCCAGGAGGUCUACUUCGUGUCAGACAGCUUUGAGGAGGCCAAAGUCAAGAUGAGGUGAGCAUGGAUACUCAGUUUCCUUAAAAACACGAGUUAAUCACAUCAAUUAUCCACAGAUUACCCUGUUUUCACUUAUUUUGAUGCAAAAGCUACAGUAUUUCUCACGAUAAUGUUUGUUUCAGGGAGUUUGCCAAGACCAUCAAGCGUCCAUUCACAGUCCGAUACAACCCUUACACCCAGAGCGUGGACGUGCUAAAAGACACCCCCAGCAUCAACAGCGUGGUGGAGGAGCUGCGGCACGAGCUGGACAUCGUCGGUGAUGCCCUCAUCCGGCUGAACAAGCAGCAGGGUGUCUGAUUUCCGCAUUUCAGUCGGUCAAUGCAUAUCUCUCACCCUGAAGCACCGCCGUAGAGAUACUGCCCUUGUAUGGCCCUUCGUCAGUACAAUGAAUGCGCACUGCUUUUGGUUUAACGCUUUGUUGUUUCCACUGCAUGGUUUAUGUCUUAUUAAGGUGGAUGUUUAGACACAGACAUCAGUCAAUCGCACCAACUCAAAGAGCAGCUUCACCAAUACUCAUAAUCAAGCUUUAGUUGUACUUGGGCCGAUCGGUUUCUGUAAUACAAACAACCCACUUUAGUACCCCUAUCAAAUCCUCCCCAGCUGUAACAUACACAAAUACGGUUUCAUUAUUGUAUUAACUCUGCUGUUGUAUAUUAUUUGUGUUUUUGUAUUUCUUCAUUAUUCUUCUUUACAUUUACGUUCUUAUUUCAGUGAAAUUUUAAAAAAUGUACCUUGUUUGUAUUCUUUUGGUGUUUGUAUCAUGUUCCUGUCUGUGCGCUGUUGAGGGAAAUCAUGCAAGUAAAAAAGGGUGUCAGAGGAAUGUUUUGAUGGCUGACUAUGACAGAUUUAGCCCGUUGCCCUGAACUAUUUUAUUUUAAAGUGAUGAUUUUAAUUACCUACAUAUAACUGUAGCACUCCUAAAAUCAAAACAUUAUUUUUCUAUUGUAAAAAUUUCAACAAUAUGUGUAGGCUAUGUAUCAAACUAUUAAAAAUGAAAUAAAAUGUUUAUUGUGUUUGUUAGUGUGUUGGAUGGUGUGUAAACAGCUACCGCAUUACUUUUUGGUAGCUUCUUAACGGCGCUGAUUUAGUUAUAAACAAACAUAACUGCAUAUAUACAUUUAGACUUUGUCAGAAAGUCUUUAGAAGUGCAGAUGGGUUAUCAUAAUUGAUUUACCUACACAGUAUUCAUAUAUUUUCAUAAUUACAUCUGUUAUCAGUUAGCCCAACAGUAUCGUCAUGUUAUCAGUCAGAAGAAGAAAAUAAGAUUUUAGAAACCAUCUUAUUUUAACAGUUUAAUCAUUCAUUAUUACAGUUUAAACAGACACAGUCUGGAUAAUUUCAUGGUCUCAAAGACAUUGUUGGGAAUAUAUUUAACAUGAUGGUAACCCUGGAGGCAGUUUGGGGUGUUUUUUGGCACUUUGGCAUUAAUAGGAACUCAAAACAGUUUUGUCUUUACCUUUCAUCACAUCUAUUUCCAACUUUAAUAUUAUUCAGUAAUAUCUGAUCAGAAAUUGAUAUUAAGGUUGGUACCAGUUGCUUAAAUCUAUUGGAUGAUUUAGCUAAGACUCUCACCAAAACAAUGCUGGUAUGCUGAUCCUCAAAGGUAAUAAAGAGGAGUGAUUCUUACUUAAAGUCAAGAAACAAAACAUUUUAUUCUCAUUGACCGUUUCUUUAUUUUGUGUGGUGGGGGUGGGGAGUCCGAGCUCAGUCCCUCGGACACUUUUUACAGCGCGAUUAGUUGCAUUUAUGUUUAAUUGAUCACAAAACAUUGAACUAAAUACUAUCUCUCACUUAUCCCUGAACUUGGAUAUGCAGUCAUGAAAUAAUAAAUACGUCUGACGGCACUGAUGACACACUGUAUCGGCAUUCCAUCAGAUUGUCCAGAUGUUAAUGUUUUGGCAGAUCGAUGUCUGUUCACGUAUCCGAUAGUCUAUAAGGCGUAGGGUAGAGUGGGGUAAGAUUAGCUAUUUUUCAUAUUUCAGAUCACUACAUCAAGUCAACCAUAGUUUUGUCUCUAACUAGUGUAUCUUCAUAUAUUUCAAGAUGUUGUGCAUCCCCGCAAACCAACAGAAUGAGUGUAAACAUAACUGUCUUGAUAAUAUAGCAUGUUAAAAAACGUAGUCUCCUAUGGUCAACUUACCCCGUGUAUGGGGUAAGUUGACCAUAGGAGUGGGUUAAGUUGAGCCGUAUCCCUAAUACCCCCCCACUCUCCACCCCAGCCC
Molecule: messenger RNA, 8886 nt
Organism: Xyrichtys novacula (pearly razorfish)
Lineage: Eukaryota; Metazoa; Chordata; Actinopteri; Labriformes; Labridae
Source: the annotation of a GenBank genome assembly